AUGAAAAAAAAGAGAUAGAGAAAGAGAGAGAGAGAGAGAGAGAGAGAGAGAGAGAGAGAGAGAGAGAGAGAGAGAGAGAGAGAGAGAGAGAUCGGCAUUAUUCUACAUGUUUCAGCACGCUGAAGCUCAGUAAGUUCAGAGCUUAUAAAUACGCACGAUCUAUUCUCAUAAAAUAGCAAACGUGUAGAUUUGAACCACGUGUAGAUUGUACUCAUCAUGAUGGAAGGAUUAAAUCGAACAUCAUCAACAAUAUGUGAAACAUCACUAAUAGCCAUGGACAAACCAAGGUCCAAUAUCCAAUCUUUCUACAAAGGCAAGACCAUCUUCAUUACUGGCGCUUCUGGUUUCAUGGGCAAAGUCCUUGUAGAAAAGUUGCUGUAUAGCUGUUCUGAUCUCAACAAAAUCUACGUUUUAAUGCGAGCUAAGAGAGGACACAGUUUCGACAGUCGGCUCGAAGAUAUAUUCAAAUUGCCUCUGUUUCAAAGAAUACGAACUGAAAAAUCUCAAGUUUUGAACAAAGUAAUACCAUUUAAUGGUGAUGUAUGUUCAGAUAAUUUGGGUCUUACUGAUGAACAGUGUGAGCAUUUAAUAAAUGAGGUAAACGUGGUAUUCCAUUGUGCCGCGAGUCUUCAAAUGGACGCGAAAUUGAAAGAUGCUGUUGAAAUGAACGUGGGAGGUACAAAAAGAACUCUAGACUUGGCAAAAAAAAUGAAGCAUUUGCAGGUUUUCCUGCAACUAAGCACAGCCUUUUGUCACGUCGAACAGAAAGAAUUAGACGAACGUAUCUAUGAUUCCCCUAAUCCUCAGGAUAUCAUGAGACUCGUUCAAUGGCUAGACGAAGAUAAAAUCGAUCUGAUUACGCCCAAAUUACUACAUCCGCAUCCAAAUACUUACACAUAUACAAAAUACCUGGCUGAAACGUUAGUGGCGAACGAAUAUCCUAAUCUGCCUUGCUGCAUUGCUAGACCAGCGAUUGUGUUGCCUUCUUACAAGGAACCUAUACCAGGAUGGGUCGAUAAUUUGAAUGGAUGUGUAGGAUUAUUUGCUGGCGAAGGCAAGGGUGUUAUUAGAUCGAUGCAUUGCAAUGGCAAUUAUAACGCCGAAGUUAUACCGGUUGAUAUAGCAAUUAACACUUUAAUCGCAAUUGCGUACAAAAUUGCUACUAGCCAAGAAAAUUCGAAAAGUAUACCCGUAAUCAACAUAACGCAAAGCGAUAUAGACCGUAUAAUGUUUAAGGAAAUUUUCAAGAAGAGUAGAGAAAUUAUUUAUGACUAUCCUUUCGAGGGACAAAUUUGGUAUCCGGAUGGCAGCAUACAUAGCAAUAAAUUUGUGCAUAAUAUUUUUCUCUUUUUCUUCCAAAUCAUUCCCGCGUACUUGAUUGACUUUCUGAUGCUGUUAUUUCGACAAAAGACAUUUAUGGUCAGAAUGCAGAACCAAAUUCUAAAGAGACUCACGGUACUGCAAUAUUUCACCACGCGGCAAUGGAAAUUAUGUAAUAAAAAUAUAAUUGCUUUACAUAACGGAAUGUCCUCAACAGAUAAAAAGAUUUUUCCAACUGUAAUUUAUAAAUCCGAGAUAAUAAGUCGAUCUUAUUUUAAACAUAUCAUCCUCGGCAUGCGGCAGUACUGCAUGAAAGAAGAUUUGUCCACUUUGCCGAAAGCCCGUCGGCAUCAAAAAAUGUUGUAUGUUAUCCAUAUCACGAUAAUAUAUCUGUUUUACUUCGGAAUAUUAUAUUUUAUUUAUAACAUAAUGUUGAAAUGGUGAGGUUUUUCUUGGAUUAUGUUACCGCAAAAAUAAAAUCACUACCAUUUAUAAGCGGAUUCGUAGAAAUGAUGAAUCUUUGAGAGUGUUUAGUUCUUGAAACAAACAUUCUAUUGUAUUUAUGUUUAUUGCAUAUACACGUAAUCUGUGAAACCGCGACAAGAAGACGAGAAACAAUAGUUUCUUCAACAUUCAUUGUCCAACGUAUCUUUUACGUAUCUAUAU
Cataglyphis hispanica is the source of this 1986-nucleotide messenger RNA. RefSeq names its product putative fatty acyl-CoA reductase CG5065. Gene Ontology annotation, biological process: long-chain fatty-acyl-CoA metabolic process. NCBI's taxonomy places the organism in Eukaryota, Metazoa, Arthropoda, Insecta, Hymenoptera, Formicidae. The record is from RefSeq and is a predicted model, not a curated record. Gene Ontology annotation, cellular component: peroxisome. Gene Ontology annotation, molecular function: alcohol-forming very long-chain fatty acyl-CoA reductase (NADP+) activity. The transcript is spliced from 9 exons. Bases 217 to 1764 code for a protein of 515 amino acids.